AUGCUCGCGCAACGUGCAUGUAGCAGCGCACGCGGCAUCUUGUCCGCCUCUCGUUCGAUACCUGUUGGUUCGCGCUCUUUUGCAGCUGGCGUUAUCACGCAAAGCUCAGCUCGAGCUCCAGCGCUGGCCGACAUCACGCCUGAUGCCGCCGCAAGCUUCAACAAGAAACAGAAGGAAUUCCGUGAAGGUCUUGUAGCUGCUCAGAAGCGGAAGGAGCAGGAAGAAAGUGCGUCCCCUUCUGGUCAUCUGUCUGUGUCAGGUCCUUCAUUUGACGAAAGCGCUGCUGUCAUUGGCAAGACCCUAGGGUCGCUAACAUCUUCAAACGCAGAGGAAGCUCGUGCUCGUGAGCAGGAAAGCGGAAAGAAGAAGGGCGGAGCCCUGUCGUCUCUCAUCUAUGGGACGCCUGAGGGUCGUGAGCUCGACAAAGAUAUCGAGCGAAGCUUCUCUCAGGUCCUAGCACGCGGCAAGUACGUUCACUCAAUCGUGUUCCACGAUGUCAAGCCAGACAAGGUCGAAGAGUACAACGAGCUGGUGGGUAACUGGUAUCCAAAAAUGGCAGCCAUUCCCGAGAAUAAGGUGCAUCUUGUGGGCAGCUGGAGGACCGAGGUCGGUGACUGCAACACCUUUGUCCACAUCUGGGAAUAUCAACGCUAUGAAGGCUACCACCAAUCACUUCACAACAUUCAAUCGCACCCGGACUUCGCCGCAUUCGAUGCCAAGCUGAAGAGUCUCAUCCGAUCGAAGCACACGUCGCUUAUGCAGGAGUUCUCUUUCUGGCCUACAACUCCCCCACGCCAGCUCGGCGGUCUCUUCGAACUGCGAUCUUACACACUACACCCGGGUAAUUUGCUUGAGUGGGAAACACACUGGAGGCGUGGUUUGAAGGCACGCAGGGAGGUUAUGGAGGGCGUCGGUGCCUGGUUCGUCCAGAUUGGCGAGCUGAACACUGUGCAUCAUCUGUGGCAGUUCGCCAAUUUGGAGGAGCGUAAGAUUCGCCGCGAGCAGAGUUGGAAUGUUGAGGGAUGGGGCGAGACAGUGCACAAGACGGUGCCAUUGAUCCAAACUAUGAAGAGCCGGAUCUUGGUCCCCUGCGCAUGGAGCACCGUUGCUUGA
Molecule: messenger RNA, 1113 nt
Organism: Macroventuria anomochaeta
Lineage: Eukaryota; Fungi; Ascomycota; Dothideomycetes; Pleosporales; Didymellaceae
Product: NIPSNAP-domain-containing protein
Exons: 2
Coding region: 1-1113 (370 amino acids)
Cellular component (GO): mitochondrion
Source: RefSeq, a predicted model, not a curated record